Messenger RNA from Strongylus vulgaris, 231 nucleotides. NCBI's taxonomy places the organism in Eukaryota, Metazoa, Nematoda, Chromadorea, Rhabditida, Strongylidae. The record is from the annotation of a GenBank genome assembly.
AUGUCAUGCCCACCCUAUCGUCAGCCUCUUCGAUCUCGACUUCGUAAUCGUCUCAUCCCAAGACUUGACUUCUCACUUGUGGACGACUCACCAGAUUCACUUUCGUCACCGGCGACAACUACCGAUUCCACAGCAUCCUCGAUGUCCCCACGGUAUUCGAAGCAGACAACUCAAAGUAAAAAUAGCCGAAUGAUAUCUGGUAUGGCUAGUUCUGCCGAAGAAAGUUCGUAA